GCUUCGAUUCACAGAAUGUUUUCUUUCUUCGAUUUUGACGAUGGCUUUCGACAACGUAGUUGGUUCACGUCGUGAAGGCAUCCUCAACCUAGGGCUUUUGCGUCUUGGCCCGUGCGCGGCUGUGGGAAAUACAUGCUCUGUCAGUCACGCGGCGUGACCACUUCGACCGCGAACGUCUCUGUCUAUCAACGACCUUUGGCCGACCUACCAUCCUUUUUCUACGCUCUGGUUAUCAAUAGCUUAACCAUCUUUGAUGUCCCAAUCUCCUGCUGCACCCGUUAUGCCGCAAAUAAUGGCAGAUCCCAAUGGCGAUAUCGUUAACGGGUCGUAUUAUCCAGAGAACGACCUUACGGGAGGCCUACCAAUCAACCUAGACUCUCUGAGAGAUGGACCUCCAGGAAGCAAGCCAUUCUAUCCAUAUUCGACGCUUAUUCGUUACGCUAUCAAAGGCUCGCCAAAUCAGAAGCUACUCCUUGAAGAUAUUUAUUACGCCAUUGAAUCUCGGUUCCCUUAUUUCAGAACUGCGCCGAAUGGAUGGAAAAAUUCCGUGAGACACAAUCUGUCUCUGAACCCGUGUUUUGAGAAGGUACCUCGUCCGCUCACCGACCGUGGCAAAGGCUCUUACUGGACGGUCAACGACAAUGUUGAUCCUCGUACGGGUGUUCAUCGUGUUCGGAAGAAGAAGGGACCGAAGGGCAAGGGACGUAGCUCAGAAGAGCCCGAUGUCGACUACCAUCCAUCUGAAAGUUUCGAGCCCAGUCCUCAGUAUAUCCCUGCACCGAUUCCUGCAGAUACUGCUGACCCAAACCGACCGCAAUUCACACCCUACCCUCCUCCUCCAUUUGACCCACAUUUCCCGAUGAUGAGCAUGCGUUUUCCAGUGGUUGGUGCUAUGCCGAUGUCUCCCGAUGAGUCUUUCGAUGUCGACGAGAACGGUAACGUAGAUUGGCGGCUGGCCUGGUUGAAGGAGAUCGGUCACUUGCAGCAGGUUACGGCUGAGCAGGAAAAGGCUGGUGCAGAUCCAGAGUGGUACAGGAUGAUGCUAGUGCGGGUACGGACCGCGCUCAUGCCUCCCAUGAUGAAUCCUGAAGCCAUGCACAUGGCUCCCAUGGUCUCGCCGAACGGUACCGUCGACCCUUCUCAGCAAUCUGCACAACCUCAGCAACAGCAAUCUCAGUAAUGGUAAUUCAGUUUUGUGGCUCGGAUAUGGUAUGAUUCAUGGCUUCCAACUUUCAUGUCUGUAUGAUUAGUAUUUCACUGCUCACUGUUCCCAAUUUACCCUCCGCUUCACAGACGAUUUUCCUUGAACCUUUGUACUUAAUGUCAAUACCUCGAGUAAAUAAUCUUGUGUACAUAUAUAUUUCUGAAAGCGGAAUUUAUCAACGAGCGUCAA
Messenger RNA from Lentinula edodes (shiitake mushroom), 1393 nucleotides. RefSeq lists its product as uncharacterized. Gene Ontology annotation, molecular function: DNA-binding transcription factor activity, RNA polymerase II-specific; RNA polymerase II cis-regulatory region sequence-specific DNA binding. Gene Ontology annotation, cellular component: nucleus. Bases 254 to 1180 code for a protein of 308 amino acids. The transcript has 5 exons. Gene Ontology annotation, biological process: regulation of transcription by RNA polymerase II. NCBI's taxonomy places the organism in Eukaryota, Fungi, Basidiomycota, Agaricomycetes, Agaricales, Omphalotaceae. The record is from RefSeq and is a predicted model, not a curated record.